GAGAGAGCGAAAUACGAGCUGUUUUUGUGUUUGGCUGCGAACAUUUCCAAUUGGAACGUCGCGAAAAAUAGUCAAGCUCCGCUAAAGUGCAUGUAGUAAAUACUAUACUUAACGAUUUCGAUUGCUUCGCGGCGUGGGCGUCUUCUUCUUGCUUUUCCCCUCGCGUCUAGUGUAUUGCGUCUCGCUCUAACAACGCCGGUUGCACUUAAAGUGAAAGAAAUGUGAAAUCAUAAUAAAAGUCGCGAGUUGUUGUUGUUAAUUAGCCACUAUUAACACAUGUGUGUUUUUUGAGCUUAUUUGUGAGGGAACAAAGCCAAGGAUUCGGCUUGGGUCAAAUAAAUGCAAUCCUGAUGGCUGUAUUAAGGUAAAAUGGAAACAUUUGGGAUCUAUUGUAUGAAUGAACCAAUUGAGGAAGAAGCAGCAGCAACAACAAAAGAGAGCGACAGAGAGCGAAGGCAAACAAACGAAAAUACAACUAAAAUAACCACGAAAGUAAUUUGCAUCGGCUGUUAGUGGAGCAGCCCCGACAUCAGAUCCAGCCUCGAAAACAGUAGCAGUUGCAGUCGCAGUCGCAGUCACAGCCGGAUCCGCAUCAACAUCCCCGUCCACCUCCACCUCCACCUCCGCAUCCCCAUCCAAAUCCACAUCCACAUUUACAGACAUGGUGAUAAGCAAACCCGAUGGAGCGGCGCCCAAUGGAGCGGCAGGAGGAGCGGGCGCCUCGUCGGCGGCACAGACAGUCGCUGCUCCCGGCGGGCUCGACGCCACCGGGAACAGUCUGGCGCAUCCUUCGGGGAUACCGCAGGAUCAAAUAGACAAUAUCAUGAGUGGCAUUGCCAACACGGGCAACGUCAAAAUGAACAAUCAUCGCAAGAAGCUGCGACAAAGAUUUGAUAUUAUUAAGAAACUAGGACAAGGCACCUAUGGCAAGGUGCAGUUAGGUAUAAAUAAGGAAACCGGCCAGGAGGUGGCCAUCAAAACCAUUAAGAAGUGCAAAAUCGAGGCCGAGGCGGAUUUAGUGCGCAUCCGGCGCGAGGUGCAGAUCAUGAGCUCAGUGCAUCAUCCCAACAUCAUCCACAUCUACGAAGUAUUCGAGAACCGUGAGAAAAUGGUGCUGGUUAUGGAGUUCGCCGCUGGCGGCGAGCUCUACGACUACCUGUCCGAGCGGAAGGUGCUCACCGAGGAGGAGGCGCGCCGCAUCUUCCGCCAGGUGGCCACCGCCGUCUACUACUGUCACAAGCACAAGAUCUGCCAUCGGGAUCUCAAGCUGGAGAACAUCCUGCUGGACGAAAAGGGCAAUGCCAAGAUUGCCGACUUUGGCCUGUCGAAUGUGUUUGACGACCAGCGCCUGCUGGGCACCUUCUGCGGCUCCCCCCUCUAUGCCUCGCCAGAAAUCGUGGAGGGAACGCCGUAUCAGGGACCCGAGGUGGACUGCUGGUCAUUGGGCGUGCUGCUCUACACGCUGGUCUACGGUUCCAUGCCCUUCGACGGGUCCAACUUCAAGCGGCUGGUGAAGCAGAUCAGCCAGGGCGACUACUACGAGCCGAGGAAGCCUUCGCGGGCCUCCACGCUCAUCCGGGACAUGCUCACCGUGUGUCCGAGGAAGCGGGCCAGCAUCGAGCAGAUCUGUUCGCACUGGUGGGUGAACGAGAACGACAAUGUGUCCUGCCUGGAUCUGGCCGAGGAUCUGGCCAACCAGACCCCAGUGCGACUGGACGUCCUGCUCUCCUUGACGCCAGCCACCAUUACGGCGGAUCAGUUGGUGGUGCCCUCGGCGGAGGGAGCCGCUGCGGCCAAGGCGGCGGCGAACGAACGUGUGCCCCGUUCGCAUUCGGUGGGCUCCAUCCGGGACAUGGGACCACCGAACACGGAGGCGGAGCGUCGCAUCCUGGACAUGGUGGCCGCUGGAGGAGAAGCAGCCCUGAUGCCCUCGCCCACCAGGACCAUUACGCCCGCCCAGAGUCCGGUGCAGACGAAGAGGAAGCUGCAGGCCACUGUUUCCACGGAGAAUGCAGCCGGGAUCACGGCCAAAAAGAAGGAGAAGCCGGCCAACAGCUCGUUUGUGAUCAGCAAGGAGGGAGCGCCACUGACUGAGGCACCACCCACGAUCAUCGAACCCCCCCAUGCUCCCCCCACGCUCAUGGAGGCGGACACGAUUGCCCAUAUACCAGAGGAAGGCCCAUCCCCCAGUUACUCCCAGAAAGACAUGCAAUUGGUGGGCGAUCUCUGCGAACAGCUAAUGGGCGAUGGCUCCGCUACAGCUCCGCUACCUAUAACUGCACCUGCACCCACACCCGCACCCACAACCGUGGCCCGACAGGCCACCCGGGGCAAGCUGGACGCUGUGGUGGAGACGCCCGAGGAGAAGGAUGCCACCAAGGUGAUCAAGAAGUUUGUAAACAAGCACAAGACCGCCGAUCUGGUGAACGCCAUCAAUGAGAGCGCCUCCAAGGCGGCGGCGCCUGUGGGCGCAGUGGUGCCGCCUCCCUUCGUUCGCAAGUGCAGCCUGCAGGACGAGUCCACCCUGAACAAGUUCAAUGCGGAGCGUCGGAAGUCGCGCAUCCUGGAAACGGCCGAGAAGUUCCAGCCCCCGCCGCAAGUGGCCGCAACAGCUCCCGAAAAGCCCAAGAAGCUGAGCAUACCUGGCGUCAGUGUGGGCAGUUUCAAGAAGGAGUUCGAGAAGAAGGCCACCAAUCCGCCGGCGGCCGAUGGACCCACGCCCGGUGAGCUGAGGGCUCAGGAGCAGGUGGCUGCAGCAGCGGCUGCCGCCCAGGAAGCCGAGGCCCUGGGCACACCACCGCCAACACCGCCAGUGGUGGCGCCAUCCCUGGAGGCCAGCGAUUCCAAGAACUCGGUGGCCUCCGUUUCGCUGGACGAGGCCCGGCGCUCCAUGGAGAACUCCAUAGCCCUGCUGCUGCAGGCCCAGAACGAGUCCAGCAAGGAGGUGGACCAGUUGUGCGCCCAAACCGAGACCAUCGGAGUCAGUGAGCCGGCGACGCUGCAGGAUCGCGAGCGUAAGUUGAAAAACGCGCGCGCCAUCAUCGGAAAUGCCAUCCAACCAGUGAUACGCAGGCCGACACCGUUUUAUGGCAUUGGCAAUGGCAAUGGCAACGGCAACGGCUUUGGCAGUGGCAUGGUGUGUGGUGCUGGUGGAAUCGUUGGUGGUGCGUCGGCUAACAAUGCACCGAAGCGAGCUCAGAGUGGCAGCAACUUUAUGGUCUAUUCCGGAGCCAAUUCUCCAGGGACGGCAACCAUGUCGCCACCGAUAGCGGGACCCCAGACGGCACCGCCUGUGCUCAUUUCACCGAAUGCUUUGGCUGCGGCCAAGCAAACCAUACAGCAGCGGAUAUUUGGAGGCGGAGUGGCCGGUCAAAAUAACCAGGCCAUAAACCGGAGGCCAGCCACUUGGCAACCGCAGGCUUCGUACAGCACGGCCAGCAUUUUCCAACCGCCGCCGAGUGCGAGUGCGAGUAGUCCGUUCAAAAUGCUGCAGCAGCAGUAUCAGCAGCGUUGUCAGGUGGAUCAAAAAAUGCCGAGUGCCCUGUUCACGCCGCCAACGUCGCCGCAAUAUGCCGCCAGCCACGCCCCCGCCGCCCAAGCCAACCACACCAACUACGGGAACAGCAGCAAUAGCAACAGCGGCGGCGGCAUCAGCAGCAGCAGCAGCAGUAACAACAACAGAUACAACAGCAGCAACAUUGGCAACUGCAACACGAUGCCUAAUGUCAAUUACAAUGUCAAUUCGCGCACGAGACCAUUCAAUCAUACUCAAGCUCAAGACACACUCAAUACCAAUGCCAGUGCCAGUGCUACAUGUGCCAUGCCUGCGGCUAUGUGGCUAAAAUCCUCGCCGGGUGCCGAAGGACCUCCAACUCCCCCAGGAGCGGUCAAGACAUCGACGGCUUCGAUUACCCUGAAAUCGGCCACCCUGCCGCGUCGGAAGAUCAACGCCAAGGCGGAGGUUCAGCUGGACAUCAAGCCGCGAAUCCCGGAACAGGGGGCUCCUCCCCAGCCGGCGAUGCGCUUCAGCACGGAGAUGCAGCAUCCGGUGGCCGACCUGCGCAGUGCCCCGCCCCGCGAGGGCCCCAUCCCCUACAGUCCCAUCAAGACGACGCUGCAGGCGAGGGCCACCAGUCUGGAGCCCAAGGAGCACGUCAUAACCAUACAGCGACCGCCCACGCAGCACGCCUACGGACGCACCAGCUCCAACACAACCACGCGUUCCGGUUCGCUGUCGCGGCAAUCGACGGUGGAAUCCGAGUCGGAUGCCACCACCACCACGGCCACGAACAUGUCGCAGGCCACCAUCACGAGCACCUCGCAGCCCAUCAAGAAGAGUCCGCGGGAGUUCAUCAUCCCGAUUGCCGUCGAAGGGGGCGGCUUCAUCACGCCCCGGGAGCGCAGCGUGGAGCCAUCGGAGUCGAGCCACACCACAAGCAGCCGGUCGACGUUCACCCGCCUGCGUCCGUCGCGUCGCAUUGGCUCACUGUUAAGCGAGGCAGGCUUCGAUGAGGGCUCGCCAUUCCAGAAGAUGCGCACCACUUCGAUAACCCGGGAUGGCGGCAGCGGAGGCGCCGAGGACGAGGCCCGCUUCACCCCGCACCGACUCAGGAGCUCAAGACCCGUCAAGAAAAUUAGUCAAGACAACGAUUCGCAAAGCUCAAACGAGGAGGACGAUGAUGACGACGAUGGCUUUGAGAUACUAACGGCGGAGAAUCUGUUCUCGACACUGCUGCAGCGGGUGCGGGCCCUAACGAAUCGGCUGAACGUCAACAGUGACCUGACGGUCGGAUUCCCCAGCCAUUCUAGUCGCCUGCUCACGGACAUUUCGCGGCAGGCCCAAAGUCACAGUCCAUUCUGGAGCCAGGGCAGUCCUUUUGCCAGUGUGCUUAGAUCUCAAGUUAGUUAUACCUAUAGCGAAACGGUCGAGAAGAAGAAAGUCCGCCUGAACAGCAGCAACAGCAGCGGACUGGGAGCUCCUUGGCGGCACAGCAUGUCCCGGGAUCUGGGCAGCGACAUGGAAUCGAUGUUCUCGCGCACGGGGGCCACGCUGCCAAGAGGUCAUCAGCAAGGCAAGAACAAGCCCAGCUCAGCUCCUGUCCAUGUGGAGAAGGCUUCCACAACGUCUGCUGCGAACAGCGAGGAGCCUUUGGACCUGGCCGAUCUGGAUCUCUCGCGGCUGCGACUCAGCAAGAAGGAUUUGGAGACCUUGUCCAGCAUAACGCCCGGCUUGCCCAAGUGUUUCCAGGAGCAGCUGCUGGCCAAGCUACCGCCCACUCAGGCGCGCAAGUUAUCCCGCACGCUGAGCGUGCAGACACCCAGUGCGAACAGUAGCUCCUCCACGCCCAAGGCCGCCUACAAACGCAGCCAGAGCGGCGGACGGGGCCACCAGGCGGAUCCACAGCCGCCGGAGGAGUUGGCGGACUUCAAGGCCAAGCCACUGACAGAUGCCCCCAAGACCACAUCCGCCAGCACAGCCAUUUACCGGCGAAGCCUCAGCCGCAGCCAGGCGGCCACUCAACCGUCUGGCCAGGAAGUCGAGAGUCGGCCAACCCAGGCGGCCAAAAGCCGCAGCAGCAGUGUCUGCCGCGAUGACUAUGGCAAAUCCUCGCUCUGCAGCAGCACUUACACCAGCGACAUUAGCGAGAAGUACAAGUACUACUCCCCGUACUUGAGCAAGUCCAGCAAUGUGAGUCCAUCGACGGCCUCAAAGGAGGCGGCGGAGAAGCGCUACAGCGGUGGGCUGGGCCGACCGCCCAGUGGUUGUCUUUCGCCUCCACCGCAGCUGCCGCAGGUGGCUGCCUCCGAGGGCACCAGCUCCCUGCGGAUCGGACGCUCCUCGCAGCGCCGAAUCUCACGGUUUCUGCGGCCCGACUUCUUCGAUGAACCACGAGAUCGGGAAACCCAAAGCAUGCUGAGGGAAAUACGCGAAAAGUCCAUCGAUCGGCAGGCUCAGGUGGAAACGCAGGCACAGGACUUGAGGCGUCGCAAGCACAGUUUGCCCAAUGUGGAGCAGGCAGAGCCACCUGCUGGAGCAGCACCCACCAGAUCCUCCAUGCGGCAUUCGCGCAACAAGAGCAUGGAGCUGUUCACAGAUGCCGAAUCGAAUGGACAGGCUCAGGAGCCCAUCAAGACACCAUCGGCCAGGCAGCGAAGUGUGUCGAGAGCCCGGGAACUGGAAACAGAACUGGACAAACAUGAACUGGCGGACAAGAUACUCCAGGAGUUGCAGCUUCUGUCCGCUGUGAGAACCCAGCAUGAACAGGACCAGGAGUCUGAGAAAACAGAAGAGACCUCCACCAUUAGGAAGGUGAAAAAGUUGAGACCCAAGGAGGCUCCAGCAAAUGAGCCAGAGGCUACCAAAACCUCUUCCACGACCACCUCUACUACCACAACUUUGGUGAGGAAAGUCAAGAAGGUGACCAAGAGAACGGAUGAAACCACCAAGACUACUGCAUCGGAAAACACUGAUCUGGCCAGCUCUGCUCUGCCCAAGGAAACCAAAUUAAAAAGACCCAAAUCGUAUCCAAUGAAAGAUCUUGGCUUGAGCCUCAAAUCCUCAACAGAUCUCCCAGAACCAACUGCCUCACUCCUGCCCAGCAAACUGCCCAGUAAGUUGCCAUCAGGACUCACCAAUGAGCCCGCUGGAGAAGCAGCUCCUCGAGAGAGUCGCCUGAUGCGACCCAAAAGCUAUCCGGCCACCAAGCUGGCCACACCCAAAGAGCUUCGCAAAGUGACGCGUAGUGGAGCGGCCAUACCCACAAUAACAGAGGCUAUUCCGGCUCCCUCGGCCAUGGCCACACCCACUAGUUCCAAAUCCACUUCCGAGGAGAAGUCCCUUUCGGCCACACCAACCGGAACCAUGUCCACCGUAACGGAUGCCAAGGAAACCGGCUCCUCAUCCGGCGAUUCGCGACCCACGACCAUCAAGAAGAUCAUCAAGGUGUCCAAGAAAUCCAAGCUAAUGCCGCCCACACCAGUGACGCCAACCACUCCGACCACCACAGCCACCAACACUGCUAACACCACACCCGUGGACAGCUCCAAGGAGUCCAGUCCGGUGAUCAAGGCCAAGGAGAAGUCGCCGGAAAAGAAGCCCAGCAAGGGUUUGCUCUACGCCCUGGGCCAGAAGUUCGAGAAGCUGCGGGAUUCCGCCAUGAGCAAGGAGAAGAAGGCGGGCUCAGCUGGAGCAGCAGCCGCUCUGGCCUGCACCCAAAAGCAGGGAUCGCCCGAAGAGCGCAGCUCGCCGGAGAAAUACAAGAAGAAGGUGGUGGAACCGGAGAAGUCCCUGGAGCUUGGUGCCACCGAGGACAAGCGGGUGGACAAGCGAUCGCGCUUCGACACCAUGCUGCGCACCCUGAGGGAAAGAUCCGUGCCCAGAUCGCAGCCCAACGGGCGGGUAAGUCCGAAGCGAGCGGCCAGCGUGGAGGAACUGCAUGCGGGAUCCCAAGAGGGCCAGGGAAAACCGGGCGGAGCAGUGAACAAAAUGUUUGGAGGCUUCUUGCGCCGCUUCGACAGGGAAAGUAGUGAGCAAAGGCGGGUGCGGAGCACCCGAUCCACCAGCAACAUUGAGCGACAGGUGCGCGAGGAGCAGGACCGGCAACUGGACGCCUCACUGCCCACCUCGCCCAUCUACCAGAAUGUGGUGAAGGCCACGAAGGUGCAGGCUGCUCCAACGCCAGCCACCGAAGAGAACUGCAACUGCGAAACAGCCUGUCCAGACUGCCGGCAAAACAAGGGACAGGACCUGGCCACCACCACCACCAAUGCCCCGGCCAGCAGCACAUCCUCAGCCAGCAGCAAGGAGAAGCGGAAGGGUCUCAUGUUGGAUCUGGCCAGCGCCAGUGUGUCCAGCAGAGGAGCGACCACCGCCACGGCCACCACCAGCACCACCCCCUCGAAUGGUAGCAGGUAUCGGGGAUGCAAAACCAAUCCGGCCUUGAUAAACGGCAACGGGGCACUGGGCAUGGGCAUGGGCAUGGGCAUGGGCAUCUACUCCAAUCUGCCGCCCUAUCCCGGAGCCAUCAAGAGUGCCAGCUCCAACAACAGCUCCAGCCAGCAGUCCGUGGAGAAUGCCACCAACAACAACUCCACCAUCACGAACAACAACAAUUGCAGCUCGCAGACUUCUGGCUACAGAACCUCAUCGGCGCACGAGAUCAACCGGAACAAUCCGCUUUUGACGCCCUCCUUCGAGAACAUUGCCAACUACUCCUCGGACUCGCGCAGCUACCAGGAUGACUGCGCCUCCACCUCCACCUUUCUGUCGCCCACUGAAGAGCCGGAGCUGUAUUUCGACAACUGGUCCAUUUGCUCCGAGGACAACUACAUGCUGCAUGCCACGCCCUCGCCGACGGUGUCCCGCUUGUCCAGGGCCUCCUUGUCGUCGCCCACCCGCUGCUCGGAGAGCUCCGAUCCCAACGAGAGCGUGAUCGACCGGAUCAAGCGGCGCAGCUUCUACAGCCGCUUCAACGAGCAGAAGAAGCCGCGGCGCACCAGCAGCAUAGUGGGUCCCUCGGCGGUGCGGGACUACUACCGGGAGCAGCAGGCGGCGGUCAAGGCGCGCUCCAGCCACAAGCUGCAUGCCCCGGACCUGGACCCGCCCCCCAGAGCCCAUUCGCCGGACAUAGCCCAGCAGUUCUUCAGGCCCCUCAAGCUGAGUCCCGUGGGAACGGAGCUCAAGCCGCCGGUCUACCGCUCUGCCCUGGACUACUCCGUGUCCUCCGUGGCGGGGGCCACCACCAGCAAGCCGAGGAAGAGCCUGAACGAUAUCAGGAACACCUCGCCCUCGUUCCUCGGCAAACGCUACGACACCGCCGACUACAGUUCGGUGCCCAUGCGGUACAAGAGCUCCUCCAGCUCGAGUCCGAGCAACGGAGCCAUUGCCAGUGGCUAUUACAACACGUACAAUCCGAAGCGCAGGUCGUCGUACACGCUGAACGGCAGUCUGCCCACUGCGACCAGCGGAAGCAGUGCAGCAGGAAGCAGCCAUCUGGACGGGUACGCCACCCUGGGCCGGCGAUCCAUCCGGCCGUAUGACCAUCGAACCAUGUCCCUGCUGGAGCCACCGACCACGAGCAGUAGCCGGAGCGGCGAGGGAUCCUCCUAUCAGAGGCGAGAGGCAAGGACCCCGGUCAGGGAUUACACCUCCAGCAUAUCUCGUUCCGGAUCGCGAUAUCGCACUUCAUCGGCCACGCGCAGUCCGACAAACAUUUGAUGUACCACACCGCAGAAUGGCUUCUGCAUCUUCUGCUACUACUCCAAACGGAAGAAGGCGAGCUCCGGCCACGGACACGGACAUGGCCAGGCCAUGGGCACGCCGCCCAACACGACAGCCUCCUCGUCAUCGUCGCGUGCCAGCAGUGGCGGCGCCAAGAAGCUGCAGCCUGCCCCCAUCCAUAAUCAUCACCAAAACGAGCAGCACAAGUUCUAGACUGGCCCAGCGGCUCCAUUCGAUGCGAUCCCAGAUCCAAAUCCCACUUAGGCUUAGAGAUUUUUGAUAAUUUUUGUAUGGAACUUAGCCAAAGUUAUACUCUAGUGCAGACUUUUGGACGCUGCCCAUAGUCGUAGGUUUGUUGUAGUUCGGAUAUAGCGGAGUUUCAGCCAUAGAUCGUGACUCAAUAAUGCACAUAUGUAUGCAUAUACGAUUCUCAAAUGAUUGUGCCUUGGUUCCUUCGGCGAUUUUAGAUUUAGCCAAUAGCCAUAAAACGUUGAUUUUAAUCUGUAGGUGUGUAAGCGAAAACGGAAACUGGAAACCGGGAACAGGAAACUGGAAACUGGAAACCGGAAGAAAGAGAGACAGGCGGAACAAAACGAAACGGAAGUAAAUGAAAGACGUGUUUCACAAUAUAUGUAUAUGUAUUUUCUACAAUAUUUUUGUGAGGAAACCUUGCGCCGAAAAUGCGUUAAAAUUUCUAUGAAAUAAUUUUAACAAUUUUUUGCAUUAUACAGAACUGAUGGAUUGUUUUCGAUAUUUGAAUAGAGUUUAAUAGGGACAACUUUCGUUUGCUAGGACUAUUGAUGUUAUUGCGAAAUAGUAGAAAAUAUGCGAAUUGUGAGCGAAAGUGGACAGUGUUAGGUAAACGUAGCAACAAUAAGCGAAUUUAAAAAAAUAACAAAAACAUGGAACAACAAAUAAUAGAUCUAGAGUUUUGGGUAGAAUCCGAAUUCGAAGUUCAAAUUGUAAUUGGAGCGUGAUCGUGAGCACGAAAAGCGAUUUCUCUAAAUAAAUAAAAACCGAAUCACCAAUUGAA
Molecule: messenger RNA, 10253 nt
Organism: Drosophila gunungcola (fruit fly)
Lineage: Eukaryota; Metazoa; Arthropoda; Insecta; Diptera; Drosophilidae
Gene: Nuak1
Product: serine/threonine-protein kinase par-1
Exons: 16
Coding region: 662-9217 (2851 amino acids)
Biological process (GO): microtubule cytoskeleton organization; protein phosphorylation; intracellular signal transduction
Cellular component (GO): cytoplasm
Molecular function (GO): structural molecule activity; ATP binding; protein serine/threonine kinase activity
Source: RefSeq, a predicted model, not a curated record